UAGCGUCGAACGCCCACAAAACCAGGCGGCAAUUCAGUUUCAGAGCGCUUUUUAACGGUAAAAAAUGGAUGAAAUGGAGCAUGAUUCCCCGAAUGGCCGUAAAUGGUCCUCGGUGAUCGGCUACAUUCAAUCCACUUCAUCAUAUGCACUUUUUUACAUAGUGCACCCGCUCGUUAUCAUCACAUCCAGUGCCUGUUUGCUGAUUGCCUGCUGGAAGUAUGGGUUUUCCCAUUUGUAUACCUGGCACGUUUUUCUCACGGGUCUCGCGUAUCACCUGCUGAUGGCCAGCGGAAUAGUCGUGUUGAAUGGCAACAACAGCUUCACCCGGUUAAUGAGACAUUCCGCGAGGAGACUGACUCAUCUCGGUUUGCAGUGUGUUGCUAGUGGAGCUGUGCUCGUUGGAUGUGUGGUGCAGUACGCAAGCCGCGAAAUCAAAGGCAAACCACACCUAGUUUCGGUCCACUCAGUGACGGGAACAAUAUCGGUGGUUUUUGUAAUCAUUACGCUAGCGAUCGGGCUGAUCAUACUGGUGUGGGGUCAAGGUCCAAGCAGCUGUAUGAGACUCUCGGUCUCCAAACGAUUGCAUCGUAUCGCUGGGUUGACAAGUUUUUUAGCCGGAACGGUUGCGAUCGUUCUAUCUUACGAUAAACACACUUUCACUGAACACUUCUCGAUAGAAGUGUGCAUAAUGUUAAAAUGCUUUGCUGUAACCAACACUCUGCUUAGUCUGUGUGGCAUGUUCAGGAGCUCAUACCAAUUUAUUCGAGAAUGGUUUGGUGCUUGUAGAAAUAGUGAUUAUCUUUUGUACGAAAAUUAAACAUGUAGCGUUAAAUAUACUUGUGAUAACGGAGAGUGGAAAUAAAAAACAAUAAUCUGUAAUCUCGCGUGGGAUUUCCCUGCUUUGUACACAGCUUCCAGCGUUCACGAUGGGCAACCCAGAUGGCUCGUCUUCGCGACGGUGAUUAACUCGUGUUGCAAAUGAUAAAGAGAACGCUCUACCCUCGCGGUGUCGCGUGCAGUGUGUGGGGGGAGGUUCGCUAGUCUCGCACGUAGCAUCUCGUACACGUACGGCUGAUAAGAAAUCGUGAAAACUGUGAACGCAAGUCUGUCUAUUGAUCAAUCCGUACAAAAGAAUAAUGUUGAACUGGGCAUUACUCCAUACCAUCGCAGCUUACGCUACGCUGCAGCUCGCUCUGUUCGUGGUGAGAAUCAAUUCGUUUAGUGUGCUGUUCUGUUGAGUGGUUUCAACAAAAUUUGGCAAACUGAAAUCGUGAAAGUGUGAACGAGAAAAUGGCAACGGAAAAUGGUUUAGAAACGAAAACCAGUGUGAAAGAAUCUUUCGAAAAACCCAAAGAACCAGGAAUGAAUGAAUGGGUGCUGAUGCUGGAAGGAAUAUUCAACACCAUAAACCACGUGAUGAUCGGUGUCGUCUGCAUUUACACCAGCUGGCUCUGCUGGAUCAAUGGAUUCAGUAAGCUGUACACAUGGCACGUGUUUCUCUGUCUUCUCGGGUACCAUCUGCUGAUGACCGAGGGUAUUGUUCUGUUCUACAGUGGAAACGGAUGGUCCCAAAAGCUUACCCAUUCACAUAAGCGAACCGUUCACUGGCUGAUCGAAGUUGUCGCCUGUUUCUGUGUCGUGCUAGGAAUCGCACUGGAGAUCUACUAUCGCGAAACAAGCAACAAGCGUCACUUUUCCUCGACUCACAGCAUAGUGGGACUGUGCUCGCUAAUCUUCCUGUGCCUUACGUUCGUCAACGGUUUGAUGUCUUUAUAUGCCGUAGAAUUGCGGCGUCGCAUUAAGCCGAUAUACUCGAAGCUAAGCCACUAUCUUAGUGGUACAGUUUGUUACGCGCUGGGUAUGGUAGCAAUUAUGUUGGCAUAUAAGAAAAAGAUAUACCAUCAAAACACAAUUCAGGAAGGCAUUGACAUGAUGUUUUCUUUCACCAUCUUGGUCACUGCAUUGAGCCUUAUCGGGGUUGUGAGGACCGUGUAUAAUCAGCUAAGAAUGCUCCCAAAGUGAACCCACCAACGAAAACUACCAACACUAUAUGGUCAUAUGAAAUAAUGUAUUGUAUGUUGGAAAUCAUUGUGCUUUUAUAUCUUUUUUGAAUAGCAGUUGUGAAAACCGAAAAAUGAAGUAAAGAAUACGACACCCAGGACAAUAAUAGCUAGUUAUUUUUUAUUAUAAUAAAAGGUAUAACAAAGACUAAAUGUGCUGCUGAAUAUUGUAUUUAAGCUGAGUGGAAAGAAUUCAAGCUCAAUAAAUCCAUGAUCCAUGAGAUGCGCCAACCGUAGAACAUCAUAGCUAAAAGAGAAUUUCAGAAUUAUCUUUAAUAUUGAUUUCAUUGUGAAUAAAAUUGUACCUCAAAAUCAUUGUAUGCGGGGCUCGUAAAUAUU
This is a messenger RNA of Anopheles aquasalis, 2399 nucleotides long. Its product is annotated as transmembrane reductase CYB561D2-like. Lineage: Eukaryota; Metazoa; Arthropoda; Insecta; Diptera; Culicidae. Gene Ontology annotation, molecular function: transmembrane monodehydroascorbate reductase activity. The record is from RefSeq and is a predicted model, not a curated record.